AUGUUUCUUGUUCAAUUUUAUGUUUUUUUUCUCUUUUUUUCCUUUAUUUCCUUUUUCAUUUCCUCCUUUAACAUUUUCUUCUCCAUUUUCCCUGUUGCAGUUUCUUUUUUUUCAAUAUUUGUUAUUCUUUCCAAUACUCCCUGUUUCUUCUUCCUCUUUUUUAUUGUCUCUUUUUGUUUUUGUUUUGCUCCAUUUAUAUUCUGUUUCUGUAGUUUUUGUUCCUUUAUCACUUGUACUUUCAGUAUCUCCUUUUCUAUUUUGAUUACCAAUUUCUAUUCCAGUAUUAGAUACUUUUUUCAAUGUUUUGAGUUUGCCUAUGUUCCGUUGUUUCCUACUUCUGUAUUUUGUUACCAUUUGUUCUUUUUUUGUUCCGUGCCACCGUUUGCUUUAUUUCCUGGUUUUACAACUUUUUUGUUAGUGUGUUCUUUUUUCUUUUGUCACGUGUGGUUGUGCUUUCUUGACCUUAACUCCUUUUAUUCCUUUAUUUUCUUGUUUUGCACUUGUAGUUCCUGCAUCAUUUACUCCAUCAUUUUUUACCACCAACUGUUCCUAAAGGGUUUUCUUUUUCUUUUACUAUUUAGUUCACUUAAGAUUCCACUUUCUUUACCACUCCCCUCUUCUUGA
Molecule: messenger RNA, 624 nt
Organism: Entamoeba dispar SAW760
Lineage: Eukaryota; Evosea; Mastigamoebida; Endamoebidae
Product: ATP synthase a chain, putative
Exons: 2
Coding region: 1-624 (207 amino acids)
Source: RefSeq, a predicted model, not a curated record